Molecule: messenger RNA, 877 nt
Organism: Triplophysa rosa
Lineage: Eukaryota; Metazoa; Chordata; Actinopteri; Cypriniformes; Nemacheilidae
Gene: rps3a
Product: ribosomal protein S3A
Exons: 6
Coding region: 31-831 (266 amino acids)
Biological process (GO): translation
Cellular component (GO): ribosome; cytosol
Molecular function (GO): structural constituent of ribosome
Source: RefSeq, a predicted model, not a curated record
UUUCCUCCUCUUUUACUCCCUGUGUUCAACAUGGCAGUCGGCAAGAAUAAGAGGCUGACCAAAGGUGGCAAAAAAGGUGCCAAAAAGAAGAUUGUUGAUCCUUUCUCCAAGAAGGACUGGUAUGAUGUCAAGGCACCAGCCAUGUUCAACAUUCGCAACCUGGGCAAGACUUUGGUCACCAGGACUCAGGGAACCAAAAUUGCCUCUGAUGGUCUGAAGGGACGUGUGUUCGAGGUCAGCCUGGCUGAUCUGCAGAACGAUGAGGUGGCCUUCCGUAAAUUCAAGUUGGUCACAGAAGACGUGCAGGGCAAGAACUGCCUCACCAACUUCCACGGCAUGGACCUUACCCGUGACAAGAUGUGCUCCAUGGUCAAGAAGUGGCAGACAAUGAUUGAGGCCCACGUUGAUGUGAAGACCACUGAUGGCUAUCUCCUCCGCCUUUUCUGCGUGGGCUUCACCAAAAAGCGCACCAAUCAGAUCAGGAAGACCUCCUAUGCUCAGCACCAGCAGGUCCGUCAGAUCCGCAAGAAGAUGGUGGAGAUCAUGAGCCGUGAGGUUCAAACCAAUGACCUCAAAGAGGUGGUCAACAAACUGAUUCCUGACAGCAUCGGCAAGGACAUUGAAAAGGCCUGCCAGUCCAUCUAUCCUUUACAUGACGUCUAUGUCAGAAAGGUUAAGAUGCUGAAGAAGCCCAAGUUUGAGCUUGGAAAGCUGAUGGAGCUGCAUGGCGAGGGUGUUACCAGCAGUACUGCUAAACCUGCAGAAGGUGAAACUGGGGCCAAGGUGGAGAGAGCUGACGGAUACGAGCCCCCCAUCCAGGAGUCUGUUUGAUAUUCCCAAGGCAAACAACUGAUGUCAAUAAACAUGUAAAUUUGAA